GGCCCGCUGCUCGGCCAUGUCGCGGCCGCUGUUCGUGCUGCUGUUCGUCGUGGUGGUGGUUGCGGCGUCGUCCGAAUCGCGCCAGCACAGCGACCGCGGUCCCUGGUCGUGGAGGAGACGUUGCAAGGCGCUGCUGCUGCUGGGCCAACAGCAGCCCAGGCAGCACCGGCGGAGGCACGAGCCCUUGGCCGUUCACCGACUGCGCAAGGCUUUCCUGCGAGCACGAACCCAGCAGCGGCGACGCAAGCCAGCGACGGGCACUGCCGACGGAGGCAACGCCGUGGCCACGGGUGACCUCUGCCAGGCGCUGCUGCGGAGGCCCUGGAAUAAGUCCCGCCGCAGAAGACUUCUUGGCCGGCGCCGUAGGCUCGAUGUGACUGAUGAACACCAAGCCAACUCCGGCAUCUCUCCCGGCUCGCCGGAACACGGUGGCGACGACUCGUGCUCACGCACCACGUGCCGCUUUGGUGCCGAGUGCCACAGCGACAGGGGCCAGGCGUACUGCCGCUGCCGCCUCUCGUGCGCCGACCAGCUGUUCGCACCUGUGUGCGGUUCCGAUGGCUUCACCUACUCGUCGGAGUGCCGACUACGCAUGACCGCCUGCAUCCGCCAGAAAAGGAUCGUCGUCGCACACCAGGGCUCGUGCGAUGUCGCCGACCCGUGCCUGGAGAAGCGGUGCGAGUGGGGCGCCGAGUGCCGCCCAACGCUGGACGGACGCGGCGCCGACUGCGUCUGCCCCGACAAGUGUGUCUCGUACGGGGACGCCCGUGGUUCGAGACCCGUGUGCGGCUCGGACGGCCGCGAUUACCCGAACAGCUGCGAACUGCGCAGGGCGGCCUGCAACGCCAUGCGGGACGUCCAGCACCGUUUCACGGGACCCUGCGACCCGUGCCGUGGCGUGCAGUGCCCGGCAUCGCAAGUGUGCCAGCUGGAUGAGCAGCGCAACCCGAUCUGCCGCUGCAACGGUGCCUGCCCCGGGGAUCUGCGGCCCGUUUGUGGGUCCGACGGACGCACCUAUCCCAACGAGUGCCUGCUGCGAGUCGAAGCGUGCCGCUCGCGCAGGUCCCUGCGGCUCGUGUAUGCGGGCGCCUGCUCGCAAGGCCUGAACCCCUGCGGAGACCUGCAGUGCCCGUUCGAGUGCUCCAUCGACCGAUUCGGAAAGGCCUCGUGUACCUGCCCGCCUCCUUGUGAACAGGUGCUGCGCCCCGUUUGCGGCUCGGACGGCAAGAGCUACGACUCGGCGUGCCACCUGCGGCGCGAGGCAUGCCUAGCGGGAGACGCCGAGCUGCGGAUCUCGUAUGCGGGACCAUGCGACGCGGCCGCGCCCUGCCACGGCUACCGCUGCCCGCCGGGCGCCUUCUGCGCGCCCGACGGCAGCGGCCAGCCGUCGUGUCACUGCCCGCCCUGCUCGGAGGAGUUCGAGCCCGUGUGCGGCUCAGACGGAAUUUCGUACCCCAACGAGUGCAAGCUCAGGCGCGAGACCUGCCAGCGGAGCACGGCCCCGGGAGGCUCUGCGCUGCCUCCCGUGGCCGUCGCGCACCCGGGACUCUGCUCGGACCCGUGUGACGGCCGCCAGUGCCCCUUCUAUGGUGUCUGCGAGGGUGGCGCCCGCUGCGGAUGCCCGCCGCCGUGCCCGUCUCCCGUGGACGACCCGGUGUGCGGCUCGGACGGCCUGACGUACGCCAACGAGUGCGAGCUGCGGCGCGCGUCGUGCCGCCACCAGCGGGCCAUCGCGGUGGCGUCCCGGGGCGCCUGCGACGUGUGCCGCGGAGUGCACUGCGAGCUGGGCGCGCGCUGCGAGAGCGGCGUGUGCGUGUGCCCGCGGGACUGCCCCGAAGGGCUGGAGCCCGUGUGCGACACCCGGGGCCAGCCGUACGCCAACGAGUGCCAGCUGCGCAGGGCCUCGUGCCAGCAGGGCCGCGACUUGGGGCCGCCCAGGCCCUGCGCGGGCGCUGGCCUCGACCAGGACGGCGGCAGCGGCGACGGGUGCAGCUGCCGCUUCGGCGCGGCGUGUGCGCCCAACGGAGACUGCCAGUGCGACAUCCACUGCGACACGGUGGGCCACGGAGCCGUGCGGGUGUGCGCCACGGACGGCUUCUGGUACCCGAGCAGCUGCCACGUGCAGCAGGAGGCCUGUCGCCGCCAGAAGGACAUACGGCCAGCGGACGGGUCCGAGUCGUGCGCCGGGGGCAACAAGAAGGGGCCCAAGACUUGCGCCCAGAGCGCGUUCGGCUGCUGCUCGGACGGAGUGACGCCCGCGCUGGGAGUCCACCAGGCCGGAUGCCCCAGCGUGUGCAACUGCAACCGGCUUGGCUCGCUGGCGGCCACGUGUGACGCGCUGAGCAGCCAGUGCGCCUGUAAGCCCGGCGUCGGUGGCCAGAGGUGCGACCGGUGUCUGGCCGGCUACUGGGGGCUGCACCGCAUCGCCGACGGCGUCAACGGCUGCUCGCCCUGCCAGUGCUCGCCGCUGGGCUCAGUGCGCGAUGACUGCGAACAGAUGACCGGACGCUGCGUCUGCAAGCACGGCGUCCAGGGCAUGAAGUGCACCGAGUGCACGGAUCCCGGGUCACUGCUGGGCAGCCAUGGUUGUGCCUCGUCGCCUUCGCCGCCACCCAGCUGCGAGCAGUGCACGGGCGGACCCGAGGAAGGCGGGCCCGUCUGUGGCUCUGACGGCAACACUUACGCGUCGGCCUGCCAGCUGCGCCAGUUUGUGUGCCGCCUGCAGCGAAACUUGACCGUGCGCAGCCCGGGGCCCUGCGACGAGGCUCCCUCUCCGACGGCAGGGCCCGUUCGAAGGUCGACGGCUCACAGAGACGCCGGCCUCGACUCCGAGUUCCAGGGUUGGUUCGAAGGCAGCCCAGGAGGCGACCCAGUGGCCGGGUUCCCGCCGCUUAGCACGAGACCAACGGCGGCCACUGAUGAGCCACAGGAAGGCCGCCCUCCGGUUGCCGAAGAGGAGGAGGAGGAGGACAUCCGGGGUGACGAAGAGCGAGCGCCGCCGGAGUCCCCGCUGCAGCCGCUGCGCGUGCCCCAGUUCUCGGGCCGCUCUUUCCUGGAGCUGCACCGGCUGCAGGCCUACACGGGCCUGUCGCUCGAGCUGGAGCUGAAGGCGGACGCACCAGAUGGGUUGCUUCUGUACAACGGCCAGACCGCCUCGGGGGCCGGGGACUUCGUGUCGCUGGCGCUUCGAGACGGACACCUCGAGUUCCGCUACAACCUCGGCUCCGGGCCCGUGCUGCUGCGCGCGCCCAAGCCGCUCACCAUGGGACGCUUCCACCGGGUGGUCGCCAAGCGUUACCUGAAGGACGGCUUCCUGACGCUGGACGGCGAGGCCGACAUUCGCGGUCGAUCGGGGGGCCUGCUGCAGUCCCUGGACCUCGCCGAGAACCUGUUCGUUGGCUGGCUUCCGGGCCCACGCGGCCUGGGACCACCUGCGGGCGUCCUGGACAACGUGGGCGGCGUGGAGCGUGGCUUCCGGGGCUGCCUGCGUCGGCUGCGGCUGGGCAAACGCGACGUCCGCCUGUCGGGCGCAUCGCGCGACGUGCUGCGCGCCGUGCGCCUCAAGGAGUGCGGCCCGCCGUGCGGGCCUUGCCUGAAUGGGGCGACCUGCCUCGACCACGGAGCGGGCAACUACAGCUGCCUGUGCGCGCCAGGAUUUCAGGGCGCCCAGUGCGAGCGUCCGCGCCGUCGUGCGUGCGAGCCGGACCCGUGCGGCUUGGGAGCCUCGUGCCUCGCUCGCGGCAGCGCCUUCUCGUGCCGCUGCCCCGCGGGCCGCAGUGGCCGCCUGUGCGAGGGCCGAGCGGCGGUGCCGGACUUCGCGGCCGACGGAUACCUGGAGCUGCCGCGCCUGCACAACGUGGGACAGGCAUUCUCCCUCGAGCUGUGGUUCCUCACCAGGGCUCCGCAGGGUCUCUUGCUCUACAACGGCGGAGGAUCCUCGGGCCGAGGUGACUUCCUGGCACUGCGACUUGAAGCCGGACGUGUGCAAUUCCGAUACGACUUAGGUUCUGGGGCAGCGAACGUUUCGGGAUCUGUACUGCUCGUGUCCCCCAAUGAAGUGACUCUGAACCAAUGGCACGUGGUGCGUGUGACGCGCACUCGCAGAGAAGGCUCCUUACAGCUCGACGAUGGACCCACGGUGCACGGAGAAUCGAGUGGCCCGCUGAGCGAACUAAACCUGGAGCAGCCGCUGUUCCUCGGCGGGCUGCCGCCGGAGGCCGCGAUGAGCGCCGACGCGGGACCCCGCUCGCCCGGUCUGGACGGGGCGCUGCAGCGUCUGGUGCUCAACGGGGAUGCCUGGGCCGACCUGGUGGCACGGGCGGCUGCCUCGGAACGCGUCUCCGAGCAUCGUGGUCCACCGUGCAUGGGCGGCGGAGCAGCGGGACCCUGCCUCAACGGGGGCAUCUGUCUGCCCCAGCUGGCCGCACACUCGUGCCUGUGCCCGGCGCGCUUCGGCGGUGCCCUGUGCGAGCUCGCCUUCGACGAGGCCCAGAGGAGACCCGUCGCCUUUCGGGGAACUUCGUUCCUGCACUUCCGGCACGGCUCUAGGGAGCCUGGCGUCGACGAAGAGCCGUUAGGCGGUGCCCCAGAGAACGAGGUGGAGAUUCGCUUCCGCAGCAGGGAGCCUCGCGGCCUGCUGCUCUGGACGGGUGGCCGUGGAGACCACAUGGCGCUCGCGCUGGACCAAGGCCGGCUGGUCGUCUCGUACGACCUGGGCGCUCGGCGACAGGAACUGUGGUCCGAGUCGCGGCUCGACGACGGCCGCUGGCACACGGCGCGGCUACAGCGUCAGGGCCGCCUGGCCACCCUUGUGGUGGACGGUGCGAAGCCGUUGAGCUCCAGCGCUGCCCCCGGCGCCACGCAGCUCAACACGGACGGGCUGCUGUGGCUGGGCGGCUGCCCCAAGCUGCCGCCCGGGCUGCCGGCCGCGCUCUACUUGGGCUUCGUGGGCUGCAUACAGGAGGCGACCGUCGACGGGCGCCAACUGGCGCUCGCAGGCCCGCCGUGCUCCUCCGACCCCGUCACCUGAAGGCGCAUCGCUACAGUCUCACGCCAAGAGGGGCAGCACGGAAGAAAAAGCCAGGCGCUCGUAUUUUGCGCCUUUCUUCGUUGCACGCAGUCACGUGCAGUGACCGAAAGGGGCUACUUUUUCUCAAGCUGCAGGUGAUGCGCUCCUAGCGAGCCAGACGCAUCAUAGGCCGAGCCGACCACCGAACGGUAUAGCUUUGACGGAAAACAAUCGCGCGGUUCUUUUCCUCUUGGGCUUCCCAUCUGGAGUAGCUGCGCACUACGCACAUUGAGGACAUUUCAACGAUGUUGAAGCAUCCACAGGCAACCGCACUUGUAGCGUCAAUAAUUAUAGAACUGCUUUGGGACCUAGCAUCAAGGUGUAAUCAAAGAUGGGAUGCCACCACUACCAACUCUACCGUGAUGUGCUCGGAGAGCAAACAAGAAUUCAAAGAGCUUAUUUACUUAUGCGCACAUGUUGCUCAUAGCCGCUGCCACAGGCGCGCGGCCACCCCGUUACGCGGUGAUAGCUGUUACCAUUGUUCUUUCGUUUACUUUUUGUGUUGAGUUCAUUACGAUGUUAGGUGGCAGUUAUGAUUCGUUGUUAAUGAGGUCAGGGCACCUGUUCACUUGGACAUGCAUAUUCUUGCAGUUUCUUUUUGCUACAAAGAGGAGUUUCACCUCAGGGUAGCUACAGUAGUGUAGUGUGACAUCUCUUUAUGUACAUUCUGAUGCGUACGACUAGGGAGCGUCACCCCAAAGCAUCUGCUUGCAUCUUCGAGAGCGUCGGCACGGAUUGGCCCUGACAGAGAGUGUUCAUCAGUGGCCCAGAACUUUACCGUGCCUUUUUCUUGGUCCGUAUUGCGUCACAUCUGAGUUCUCGGCUGCCGUUACCACAGUCUUCCAUAAACGUGCCUCUUGAUGAUUUGCGGGUUACUCGGCCUGCGAGAAACAUGCCCAGAGCUAUCGCUGGUUCCUGCGCUGCUGAUCACUGUUGGCCGUGCCACUUACGGACUCUGCAAUGUUCCGACCAACAAUCGACGUUGUGGUUCAGCAUGCCGAUGUCGUCGCCAAUAAUAAAUACUAUAGUGAACUUGGAGUUACUGUGAAGAAAAAGCUCGUGCGUUAUACAAGGGCAAUAACAGACUUUGUGCAACUCUUGUACCAGCUCCGUGAGACAGUGCUGCAUAGCAAAUGAACUUGUGACUGUGCGUGGACUCACUCGCCUGGUGUGCAAUGGUUGUAUUAUGCCGCUUGUCAAUUUACCGUUAGUAUGCGUACCCAGCCACGAUAUGUCGUGCUUACGUAGUAGAAAUAUUCACGACUAGCGACAAA
This is a messenger RNA of Dermacentor silvarum, 6342 nucleotides long. RefSeq names its product agrin-like. The record is from RefSeq and is a predicted model, not a curated record. Gene Ontology annotation, biological process: cell differentiation; multicellular organism development. Bases 17 to 5029 code for a protein of 1670 amino acids. The transcript has 19 exons. Lineage: Eukaryota; Metazoa; Arthropoda; Arachnida; Ixodida; Ixodidae. Gene Ontology annotation, molecular function: calcium ion binding; protein binding.